Messenger RNA from Fonsecaea erecta, 2895 nucleotides. RefSeq lists its product as hypothetical. The transcript has 4 exons. Bases 1 to 2895 code for a protein of 964 amino acids. Lineage: Eukaryota; Fungi; Ascomycota; Eurotiomycetes; Chaetothyriales; Herpotrichiellaceae. Gene Ontology annotation, molecular function: oxidoreductase activity, acting on NAD(P)H, heme protein as acceptor; potassium ion transmembrane transporter activity. The record is from RefSeq and is a predicted model, not a curated record. Gene Ontology annotation, cellular component: mitochondrial inner membrane; plasma membrane. Gene Ontology annotation, biological process: potassium ion transmembrane transport; heme A biosynthetic process.
AUGGGGUGUUGCGGAGGCGAACGAGAAAAGUUCGGGAACUUGAGAGAGGAACAGAAAUGGGACUACAUUAACCUUGAUGACUUCAAAUCUUCCUCAUGCUGGACCCCUUUUGCCUAUGGCUAUCUUUUGCUCAUGCUUGUUGUGUCCAUAUCCGUCUACGCAGUAGACACAUUUACCGCCAUCAACCUCCUCGCCUUCGAUAGAUGGGCUGGUCAAAUAAAGCCCGAAAUCCCACUCAACAUUUCUCGUUGGAUCUUUGCCGGAUGUAUCAUUCUAUCCUUCGUUCUCCUGGUCUACCGAUGGAUGAGAGCGGUAAGAGUUAUGCGACAAGGUGGAGUUGCGAAAACCUACUUGGACCCCUUGGCUGUACGAAUACAGUCGAUACGGUGGGGAAAGGCAAGAGGAUGGAAGCGAUUCUUGGUCUUUGCCGAGUUGACAAAAAGUCGAAAAGGAGCCGACUAUGUUGCGUUGUUCGCAUAUUUCUCUUUCGAAGCCUGGCUUCGUAUCGUCUUUGCGGAAGGUCCGCGACAGGUGGUCAACGCCAUUACACUGUACUCUGUGUUGAGGUUGAAAUUGGUCCCAGAAGGUGAACACGCUCCAUCGGAUGGUCACUCUCCGGUCGUCCAGUUCUUCGUCAAUGUUGGGAUCCUGGCCGAUUCCAAUCAUCUGCAAGCCGUCAUUCUUUUUGGCAUGCUGUGGACUCUGGUCAUCUGGGUCAUCUCCGUCAUCAGUCUGAUCAUUUCGGUCAUCCUCUACCUCGUCUUUCUCUGGCACCAUAUUCCUACCGAGGAUGGAGGUCUAACUGGAUAUUGCCGAAACAAGAUUAAUCGACGGAUGGAGAGAGUGGUCAAGAUCAAGGUUGACAAAGCACUGAAAAAGGAGAACGCGUUGAGAGCUCGGGCAGAGGCUCGGGCAGCUCGUGAAGGGACAGCAGACAUGAAGAAGCAACCGACUUUACCGAACAUCGGAGAUGCCGAUGACGACUUCCUUUCUCCACUGUCAAGACAGACGACAAUGACAACCCUCCCGGAGUACAGUUCGCGACCAGCCACAAGCAGGAGCAGUGAUGAUGCAAUUCCAACUUUACCUGAUAUCGCGCCUCGUCCGCCUAUGCCUACACGUACCCUGACUCAUGGGUCCGCAGCGUCGUGGUCAAGCUACAGCUCAAAUGCUCCUUUGGUGGGAUCCGCCGCGGACAUGGGGUUUGGAGCUGAUCGAGUUCAGACACCAGCAUCGGAGUUGAAUAGUCCCUGGUACGGGAGGCAAGCGCCAAACCGCAGCAUAUCAAACUUGUCGCAACCUCCGCCACGGUCCUUCAGUCCUGCCCUUCCGCGACCCGGUACAGCGCAGAGCGAUAGAAAUGGUCCUGAUGCCCUCGUCCGAGAAUUCUCGCAAUCUGCAAACGCGAAAGCUGCAGGCACGGCCGACGAAGGUACAGACCCAAAGAGGCAGGGCAAGGAUGCGGGCGAAACAGGAAAUCAGAGCAAGAGCAAGAGUUCCUUCCCAGAUACUUCCUCCAAUACUGUGGCCUACUGGCUGCUCGGCAGCGCUGCCAGUGUCUUUGGGAUCGUGGUGUUUGGAGGAUUGACGAGACUUACAGAGUCAGGUCUGAGCAUCACAGAAUGGAAACCCGUCACCGGCUCCCUCCCCCCGAUGUCCGACGCGGAUUGGGAGUCUGAAUUCGCUAAAUACCGCUCGAGCCCGGAGUUUCACAUGCUGAAUUCGCGCAUGACGCUGGAAGAGUUCAAAUCCAUUUACUGGAUGGAAUGGAUCCAUCGGCUCUGGGGUCGAUUCAUCGGGCUCUCCUUCGUGUUGCCGGCCGCGUAUUUCGUCGCGCGGAAGCAAGUCUCCCGUUCCAUGGCGAUGAGACUGCUGGGCAUUGCAGGCUUGAUCGGAUUCCAGGGCUUCAUCGGCUGGUGGAUGGUGAAGUCGGGACUGAAAGACGACCUCUUCGCGCCAGGUUCUCAUCCCCGUGUCUCGCAGUACAGGUUGACCGCACAUCUGGGCGCGGCUUUCGUCUGCUAUCUCGCCAUGCUCUGGAACGGCCUUGACAUCCUACGAACAAACAAACUCCUGCGUGUCUCGCCCGACGCUGCAAAUGCAACGCUCAAAACCUUGAGUAAUCCCGCGUUAAAACCCUUCAAGCGCUAUGUCUCCCUCCUAGCAGGGCUGGUCUUCCUUACAGCAAUGUCUGGCGGGCUGGUCGCUGGUCUUGAUGCAGGCUUGAUCUACAACGAAUUUCCGUACAUGGGACUUGGUCUGACGCCUCCAAGGAGUGAGCUGUGGGACAAGUUCUACUGCCGGGCCCCCGACCACAGCGACCUGUGGUGGCGCAACCUGCUCGAGAACCCCAGCUUGGUCCAGCUUGACCACCGGAUUCUUGCGACGACGACGUUCACCGCAGUCAUGGCGCUAUGGGCAUUCUCACGCUCGGUAGCCAUGCAGAAAAUCCUACCGAGAGCAGCGCAGAAGGGAGUUCAUGGCGUCGUCGGGUUUGUGAGCUUGCAGGUCAUUCUAGGCAUUUCCACGCUGUUGUAUUUGGUACCCACGGGACUCGCCAGCGCACAUCAAGCCGGGAGUUUGGCAUUGUUGACCUGGACCAUUGUGCUGGGAAGUCGCGUCUGGUUCCCUACCCAAGCCGCGCGCAUUCUGGCCCAACGAGCGCAGACAAACCUCGGUGGCAGCGGUGCUGAGCUCGCGCAAAGGGCGGCUUUGGCAUCAUCGGCAGCGAAGGCAAGGACGGUGAUGCCUGGUAGCCCAACAGCCCUGGCUGCUAUGGGCUUCAUGCCUGUUGUCACAGCUGUGGGCUUUGAGCUUUCUUCAAAGUCGCAAGCCACUGUCGCGAAGCAGCUAUCCGCUCGAAAGACUGAACAACAGGCUAUCUCGGGGGUUUGA